Chironomus riparius is the source of this 1531-nucleotide messenger RNA. The record is from the annotation of a GenBank genome assembly. NCBI's taxonomy places the organism in Eukaryota, Metazoa, Arthropoda, Insecta, Diptera, Chironomidae.
AAAGGAAAAAAAAAACAGAGGGCUAAAAAUGGUGAUUUGGAAACUGCUGUUGGAUUAUAAACGACAUUAUUUCCGUGUAUAUUGGAUCUAUACAUUCACAUGUCUACUAUAUUUCUUAGAUUACUCACAUGGAGGAUAUCAGGAGAUUGAAGAUGAGCUUCAUGAUCAUGACUCACAAAAUAUGAUUCCAACAGAAGAUCCAUUUAAGCUCUUAACGAAUUUAAAACGUUUAGAACCAUAUUUUGAUCCGAAUGUUAAUCAAAAUGUAACAGCGCUGGUUGGGAAAUCGGCUUAUUUAAAUUGUGUUGUAAAGAAUUUAGGAAAUAAAACAGUAUCAUGGAUUCGUGCGAGAGAUCUGCAUAUUUUGACAGUUAGUACAUACACGUACACAACAGAUUUGCGUUUUCAAACGACUCAUCAUCGUACAACAGAUGAAUGGACAUUGCAAAUUAAAUGGGUCCAAAAGCGUGAUGCUGGAUUAUAUGACUGUCAAGUGUCAUCCCAGCCGAUUAAAAGCUAUUCUGUAUAUUUAAAUGUAAUUGAUCUUGCCGAUAGAAAGAUGAUGAAUAGACGAUUCCAUUUGCCAUAUGAUGACUUCAUAUCAACUCAAUAUGAUGAAUAUCAAUCCUCUUCUUUAUUUCAUUUGUCAGCCAGCGCUGCGCACAAUAGUGAUAUAUAUGGAAGAAUGUAUUCGGAUCGAAUUCAUCUUGUCCCUACAGCAGUUAUCAUAGGCGGUCCAGAAUAUUUUAUUAGUAAGGGCUCUACAAUUAAUCUCACAUGCAUCAUCAAAUAUUCUCCAGAUCCACCAAAUCACACAUACUGGCAUUUCAAAAAUAAGAUUUUAAGUUUCGAUUCGGAACCGAGAUUGUCGCAAUUAAGCGAGAAUGGUGACACAUUUACAAAUUAUCUCCUGAUAUCAAAUGUGAAUUCAAACGACAGUGGGAAAUACACUUGUGCUCCAUCGAAUGCUGAUCCAGCAUCUAUUAUGGUUCAUGUUGUGAAUGGUAAGUGCUUCAAAUUACAUGCUUACCGCAUUUUAAUUAAUUGUACUAUUUCCCAUUACUUUUCCAUUUUCUUCUUACUCUUCUCAUCAUACACAGGAGAAAAUCCCGAAGCUUAUUCAAGUUCAUCACAAUUGUCGAAAUGUUGUUAUGCGCCUUACACGUUUAUCACAUUGUCACUUCUCCUUCAUUUAUUAUAUAAUUAUACUGUCGUGUUAAGUAGAAAUUCAACGAAAUUAGAUAACAGUUAUGAUAACAACGUUAAAAGUCACAUGAAUCUUGAAGAAAUUAGAUGACAAACUUCAUUUGCUGAAUUUCUUAAACUCAAAUAAAUAAAGGAACUUUACAGUUACGAAGCGAUUGGAAUAAGCAACUUUCUCCUUUCCUCAUUAAAAUAAUUUUGUAAACACGAUUAAUGUUCAUUCACAAUGUCGAUAAUGUUGUAGAUACAUCUAAGAUUUUAAACCUACAUAAAAUGAAUUAUGGUUUCUUUUUAUAAUUUAGAAGUCAUUAAAUUAUGAAACAUUGCU